AUGUUUGCUUUAAAAAACCUACGAUUAUCAUUAUCAAGGAACUCUUUUCAAGCAGGUACAUUUAAUCCAAGACUUUUGCGACGCAAUGCGUUUCCUCUAGCCUUUCAAAUGCCCUCGUCUCGGAGUAUAUGGAUCAGAUCAGAAGAAACACCAAACGAAAACGCAAUCAAGUUUUUGCCUGGACUCGAUAUUCUUCCUCCCACUAUUGGCACUUUAGAGUAUAUGAGAAGCCAAGAAUUCAACAACUCCCCUCUGGCUGAAAAGCUCUUCGGGAUACCUGGCGUCAAAAGUAUAUUUUAUGGAAGAGACUUUAUUACAGUUUCCAAAGAUGAAUCUCAAUCCUGGUCACGGUUAAAGCCAGAAGUUUUUAGCACCAUAAUGGAGCAUCUGAGCAAUGGAGAGACUGUUCUAUCUGGUGACCCAUUGAAUGGUCCUAGUGACACCCAAAUUUUGGAAUCCGAUUCUCAAAUCGUUGCUAUGAUUAAAGAGCUCCUCGAAACAAGUAUCCGUCCAUCAAUUCAAGAAGACGGCGGUGACGUUGAAUUUCGUGGAUUCGAUGAGGAGACAGGCAUGGUCUCGUUAAAGUUGCGCGGUGCUUGUCGCUCAUGUUCUUCAUCUGCAGUGACUUUAAAGAGUGGUAUUCAACAAAUGUUGAAUCACUAUAUCCCAGAAGUACGAGAAGUUAAUCAGGUCCUGGACCCCGAAGAAGAAAUUGCGAUAUCAGAAUUUGAAAAGUUUGAAAACCGAAUUCAUCAAAAUCAGCAAAAAGAGGAAAAGUAA
This is a messenger RNA of Schizosaccharomyces osmophilus, 780 nucleotides long. It is a transcript of the gene nfu1, whose product is annotated as mitochondrial [4Fe-4S] cluster transfer protein Nfu1. Bases 1 to 780 code for a protein of 259 amino acids. Gene Ontology annotation, molecular function: iron ion binding; iron-sulfur cluster binding. Gene Ontology annotation, cellular component: mitochondrion. The record is from RefSeq and is a predicted model, not a curated record. Gene Ontology annotation, biological process: iron-sulfur cluster assembly. Lineage: Eukaryota; Fungi; Ascomycota; Schizosaccharomycetes; Schizosaccharomycetales; Schizosaccharomycetaceae. The transcript has a single exon.